Molecule: messenger RNA, 1650 nt
Organism: Aspergillus calidoustus
Lineage: Eukaryota; Fungi; Ascomycota; Eurotiomycetes; Eurotiales; Aspergillaceae
Source: the annotation of a GenBank genome assembly
AUGCCUUCUUCUCCCUCUGGGGACUCGGUGCUCCGCGCAGCGAGCAAAAACGACCGCCGCUACAUCACCCGACACGCACUAGGGUUCUACCGAGCACUAAUACUAGCAGGCUUAUACACUUUUACGUCGAGACAAGAAACAGCACGGGCACCCGUGGAGAAGACAGUGCCAAUUUCAGCCUCAGCCCUUACCUCUGCCGACCACCUCGACCUAAAAGACCCAACGACCUACAUCCCCGCACUGAAACACUGCAUCGCGACACACCCGAUCCUAAGCGCGGGGAUCCGUGGCCAGGAUGGUGAGGAGCCGGUGUUUGUCCGAUGUGAGGAUAUAGAAGGGAUGGGCUUAGAGCGGCAUUUGGAGGUUCUGGAUCCCGUGUCAGCUGUUCCUGACGUUGAUGAGAUCGAGGCUCUGAAGCGUGUGAUGCUCCAAGCGCAUGAUCAAGUCUUUGAGGAUGUGGAGCGGGUUCCGCCGUGGAAUGUUAGUGUUCUUCCUCUUUUUGGUUCUGACGGCGAGGGUAGAAAGAGGGCCUACGUUAUCUUUGCGUAUUCGCAUUCGCAUGGGGAUGGGAGGUCGGGGCUGAAUUUUCAUCGGACAUUCUUGGAGGGGUUACAGAGAGGUCAGAAGGAUCAGGGGUAUGAUUGUACGCCUUUUCACUCGACCUCUGAACUGGGAAGCCUUCCACCAGCGCUGGAGGAGGCGUGUACACUGAGGAUUACGGGGAAGUUUCUACUAUCUACGCUUUUUGGGGCUCGUAUGCCAGAGUGGUUGAGGGGAUGGCUGGGGUUUUCGACCCCGAUUGCGUCGGGGAGGACAUGGACCGGGAAAGUGAUGCAGUAUAACGCUGGGAAUUUCCGAACGGGAUCGGAGAUUCUUCUUGUGCACAGGGAUCGAGUAGAGAGUGUGUUGAGAGUUUGCAGGGAGAAGGGAGGUGCGAGGCUCACCGGCCUUCUCAAUCAAUUGGUUGUGCGGGCCUUGAGUGAUGUUUUGCCGGAGCAUGAUGCUUCGUGUGCUGUCGAGAACUUCAUCGGGACGAUUGUGGUUGAUCUCAGGGCGCUGGUUCCAACGUACAAGCCUGAGAUGAUGCUGAAUUGUGUCUCGGCUGUUUAUGAGGGGUCACAGAGAGUUGCCAAGGGGGACCCGGCGAUCAACUUGAAGGACGAUGAUGCUUUGUGGGACGCGGUGCGCGGUACGACGGCCCGUCUGGCUCAUUCUGCCAGCACGCUGGUGGACCAACCUAUCGGUCUUGUGCAGUACCUGGACAAGUUUCGGCCGUGGUUCCUCGAGAAACUAGGCGAGGCGCGCGACUCGUCGUACGAGAUCAGCAAUGCCGUUGUUUUUGAUCCUUCAUCAAAGGGUAAUGCGUCCGUCUCGGGUGUUGAAAGUGAUGGAAAGGGAACAUGGGACAUUGAGAGGAUGGUGUUUUCUCAGCCGGCGAAUGUGACGAACUGCCCGUUGAGCUUUUCGGUGGUGACGAGGAAGGACGGCGAGAUGGUCAUGACGUUGAACUGGCAGAUUGGGGCUCUCGGUGUUGUUGAUGAGAAUGGCUUUGCGAAGGACAUUCUUGGAAGGAUUGAUGGGUACUUGACUGGAAUUGCGCAGAUAGAUAGUAACACGCUAGACAUUGCUGGAUUGGUUGAUAAUGAAUAA